This is a messenger RNA of Heteronotia binoei (common prickly gecko), 3770 nucleotides long. RefSeq names its product gametogenetin-like. Lineage: Eukaryota; Metazoa; Chordata; Lepidosauria; Squamata; Gekkonidae. Gene Ontology annotation, biological process: protein homooligomerization. Gene Ontology annotation, cellular component: membrane. The record is from RefSeq and is a predicted model, not a curated record. The transcript has a single exon. Bases 10 to 2184 code for a protein of 724 amino acids.
AUAUCCACCAUGAGAAGGUGUGUGGUGACCUGCUGGAUAGCAGUUCUGUUUAUCCUCCUGCUGAUUGAUGAUUCCUUGUCCGGAAGGUCCAGCAGCAGCAGCAGCAGCAGCAGCAAGUCCAGAGGCGGCAGCAGGCCCAGCGGCGGCAGCAGGCCCAGUGGCGGCAGCAGGCCCAGUGGUGGCAAUCAGCCCAGCGGCGGCAGCAGGCCCAGCGGCGGCAGCAGGCCCAGUGGUGGCAAUCAGCCCAGUGGUGGCAGCAGGCCCAGUGGCGGCAGCGAGCCCAGUGGUGGUAGCAAGCCUAGUGGUGGCAGCAGGCCUGGUUCCUCCUUCCCCAGCAAACCUGGUUCUAACCAGCCUGAUUCCUCCCCAAUCAAGCCUGAUUCUGCCCCCAUCAAACCAGGCUCCUCUCCAGUCAAACCUGGCUCCCCUGCAGGAAACCCUGUAGAUCCCCCAUACAAUCCUGCUUACCCACAAAAUCCUGCUCACCCCCCACAAAACCCCAGCUUUCCACAAAACCCUGCUCACCACCCUCAAAACCCCCCACAAAACCCUGCUUAUCCUCCCCAAAACCCAGCUUAUCCUCCCCAGCACUACCCACAAAACCCUGCAUAUCCCCCUCAAAACCCUGGCUACCCACAAAAUCCUGCUCACCCCCCACAAAACCCAGCAUAUCCCCCUCAACACUACCCACAAAACCCUGCAUAUCCCCCUCAAAACCCUGGCUACCCACAAAAUCCUGCCUACCCCCCACAAAAUCCCAACUUUCCACAAAACCCUGCUCACCCCCCACCAUAUCCUGGUCAACCUCCACAAAACCCUGGUCACCCCCCACCAUAUCCUGGUCAACCUCCACAAAACCCUGGUCACCCCCCACCAUAUCCUGGUCAACCUCCACAAAACCCUGGUCACCCCCCACCAUAUCCUGGUCAACCUCCACAAAACCCUGGUCACCCCCCACCAUAUCCUGGUCAACCUCCACAAAACCCUGGUCAUCCCCCAGCAUACCCUGGUCAACCCCAACCAUACCCUGGUCACCCUCCACCGUACCCUGGUCAUCCCCCGCAAUAUCCUGUUCAGCCACCACAACGCCCUGGUUAUCCCAUAAAUCCUGUCUAUCCCAGCCAUACAGGAGGAGACAGCUGGAACCGUUAUGGCAGUAAGCCAUGGAAACCCAAGAAACCCAAGAUGAAAUAUGUGGCGGGAGCAGCUGCAGUAGGAGCUAUGGGUGGCUUCCUCUUAGGCAAUGCCAUGUCUAACAUGCGUUUUCGUUUUCACAACUCUGCUGAGGAACGGUGGUGGUAUGAAAACCGAAAUCGUUAUCCCGAUCAAGUUUAUUACCGACAGUACAAUGAGCCUGUUGUGAGGGAUGUGUUUGUGAGAGACUGCAUCAAUAUCACAGUGCGAGAGUAUAUUGAGCCCACUGAAAACCAAACAGCAGAUGAGAUGGAAACUACAGUUGUGACUCGAGUGGUACAUGAGAUGUGUACUGAGCAGUACCGCUUGGUGUCCAGUGCUUCAGAUGGAGGUAGUUGGAGUCGUUACAAUACUGAACCUUGGAAACCCAAGACACCCAAGCACAAAGUGCCGCAAGUGGCAAAGGAAACGGUUACAGUUGCCCCAGGAGCUGUUGUUGGUCCCCUCUUAGGCAGUCCUAUGUCAAAUAUGAGUUUUCAGUUUAACAGCACUGAAGAGGAACGGUGGUGGUAUGAGAAUCGCAAUAAUUAUUCAGACCGAGUUUACUAUCUGGAGUACAGCCAACCCGUGUCGCAGGAUGUCUUUGUGGGAGACUGCAUGAACAUUACAUUGGAGAAGUUUCUUGAGCCCACCAGGAAUCAAACAGUCGACGAAAUAGAGGAGAGGGUCAUAAAACAAGUGGUCCACAAAAUGUGUAUAGAACAGUACUGGUUGGUGUUGGGCAUCGCUGGAGGAGGUUCCUGGAGCCAUCAUGAUAGCGAGCCAUGGAAAUCUAAGACAGCCAAACCCCAGAUGCACUAUGUGGAAGAGGAAGCUGCUCCAUACGCUACCGCUGCAGCUAUCGGCAGUAACCGCUUCGAAAGUGCCGCAUCUUACCCCGGCUUUAACAAGGCUGACCAGGGAAAAUUCAAUUCAGGCAUUACUAUGUUUCUGGUCAACCCUUCCCUGCUUUGGAUCAACACAUUUGCCUUCUGUUUCCUGACACAAUGAGGUCACACAGAUGAAGCCUCUCUGUUGUUGUCCAUCUAGCUGAUGUUCAAAAAAAUGAGAUCUGUCAUAUACAAUUACAUACUGUAAUAUUAUGUAAUGGGUUGCCUUGUUCCUGUAUUGCUAUGUAAUGCAAACUUUUUGUGUGUGGAGAACAUAUUGCUUAUGCACCUUUCUGGUGGCACAGAUUAUAUCUGUUGAAUUUUAGAGAACAUACAAGCUGCCAUGGUUACUCACUCCUUUUUUAGGGCUGUCUGAUUCUGUAUUUCACACAACACAAAGAAGCUUGCUAGUGGUGGUGUGCACCAAAAUAUUUGGGGGGAUUUUUUGAAUUUUAGAUAUAUUGGACCCCAAAACAUUUGAGAUUAUAAAAAAACCCACCCACCCCUGAAUUCCUAUACUAGUAUAAUAUUCAGAUUCAGGUUUGUUUUGUUUUUUUUUUAAUUCCCAGAGGGGUUUUUUUUCGCUCCACUAUAGCCUAUGGGACCAUUAUAGUCAAUGGGGAAUCUAUCUGGAGGUAUGCAGGGGCUAUGGCUUUUUUUUUUUUUGGUAAAGGAACCAAAAUUUCAACAUAGUUUCUGGUACCAAGACUCACCAAGUUUCAAAAAGAGUGGACCAGGGGUCCAAUUCUAUGGGCCCCCAAAGAAGGUGCCCUCAUCUUUCAUUGUUUCCAAGUGUUGUUGGGGAAGCAAAAAACCCACAAGGAUUGAUAUCAAACCAGAGAGUCUCCUCCAUUUGCUUGGCACUCUGUACGUGCAUUGUCUGUGCUAAGCUUGCAGCCUCUUCUUGCUUGGGCAUUUGUUGAGAUGACAUUUCCACAGUGGCUCUGGUUCUGCAAAAAUACAUCCACUUCAGUUUCUAUUGCAGAGACUCUCAGGUCUGACAUCAGUUCCUGCUUUUCCUCCCCCCCUCCAUUGGAGAUAAUGGAGAAUGGGGGCAUCUUCUUCAGGGGCACAAAGAAUUGGACCAGAAGUUAUGCUGAAAAUUUAGUGCACCUACCUAAAAAAACAGCCCCCAAAGACCCCUGCAUACCCCCAGAUAGAUUCUCCAUUAUAGUUUAUGGGGAUCGUAGACUAUAAUGGCCCCAGGCUAUAAUGGAGCCAAAGGAAUUUAAAUGUAUUGUUGUCCCUUUUAGUGCUUUUGUGAAGCUGCAGCUUCACCUGGAAUUGCAUUUUAAGGGAGUUCAUUCUCUUUAAAUGCUGUUUAACUGCUGCUAUGCUGUUUUCCCAGAUAAUCACGAAUUUGGGGAGGAUUACCUGGGAAAGGCUAUGCUUGAUAGCCGAAAAUAUCCCUCCUCUAUGUCUGGUGUAAAUAAUAGCUGAUAAAUACCAAUAAGGUAUUUUCUGGCUAUUUUUUUUCCAGCUCAGAUAGAGCCAAAUACCACCUCCCUACUUGCUAGGGAAGAGGCCAUUCAUUCUUUUAUCAAGGGGGAAAAAUUCCUCCUUAUCCUGCCCUCAACUCAGGAACCAAUAUACAUGUUUUCUCGUUAAACUUGCAGGUUGAAUAACAGGAGAAUAAAUGCUGAUCCCUCCAAUAAAGUUCAUUGUCCAGUACAUGGAGUGCAGUGCAAAUAAAAAAUACCAACAUUA